This is a messenger RNA of Sciurus carolinensis (gray squirrel), 279 nucleotides long. Its product is annotated as protein FAM136A-like. The transcript has a single exon. The coding region runs from base 1 to 279 and encodes 92 amino acids. The record is from RefSeq and is a predicted model, not a curated record. Lineage: Eukaryota; Metazoa; Chordata; Mammalia; Rodentia; Sciuridae. Gene Ontology annotation, cellular component: cytoplasm.
AUGCAGGGCCUCAUGUUCCGGUGCAGCACCAGCCGCUGUGAGGACAGCCAGGAUUCCAUGCAGCAGGUACACCAGUGCAUUGAGUGCUGCCAUGCACCUCUGGCUCAAGCCCAGGCCUUGGUGACCAGUGAGUUGGAGAAGUUCCAGGACCAUCUGGCCUGGUGUACCAUGCAUUGCAAUGACACAGCCAAAGAUUCAAUAGAUGCUGGGAGUAAAGAGCUUCAGAUGAAGUGGCAGCUGGACAGUUGUGUAUCCAAGUGUGUGGAUGACCAACUAUGA